AUGUCGUGUGCAGACAAGUGCUCUGUGUGUCUGGAGGAAUUGAAACUCCCACUCGGAAUGCUAUGUGAAUGCAAACAUAUCUUCUGCUACGAUUGCAUCAAAAGGUGGUCUGGAACUAGAAGAAAGUGUCCUCUUGACCGUACACCAUUUGACACCAUCGGUAUACUCCACCGAAUUGGUGGUCCAGUUGUGGAAGAGGAGAAGCUUGGACAUCAACUGGUGGAUCGACUAGAGGGAGUGUUUGAGGAUGAUACCGACGAGAGCGACGAUGAAGUUGACCGAUUCUUUGCUCUAAUUGCCGAUACAUCUCAAUCUCGCCUCAGCGCUAGAUAUUACAUGGGUUUUAUAUCGCCCUAUCACAUAUGCCACAGGUGUUAUCGUGGUAUAUCACACGGCACGAUGACCAGAUGUCGAGGCUGUGAGCGGCCAUAUCAUAUGCAAUGCUUAAUCGAAAGUGAGCGCUCUAACUCUUCCUUCCUGUGCCCCGCCUGUCACCAGCGGAGAGGAACUCCAUUUUGGAGAACAAUAUUUCGUUCGAUCAGGUCUUUCUUUACAAACCCAUUUAGACGUGUGCGCAGACGUUGA
Molecule: messenger RNA, 585 nt
Organism: Rodentolepis nana
Lineage: Eukaryota; Metazoa; Platyhelminthes; Cestoda; Cyclophyllidea; Hymenolepididae
Source: the annotation of a GenBank genome assembly